UGUGUCGGCUCACCGGAUGCACCAUCUGGCGGUGGCUCGCUUCACUUUUUUCCUCACAGGGGUGGUGGCCGCUGUUUUGCUUCAGAGCUUCCCGGAUCAGCCCACGAAAGCAUGGGAAUGUUGCGAGGGAAUUUCUGACUAAACUUGUGUUAAAGUGUUAGAUAAGUUGCAGUAAGUCCCCUCCACGGGCUGUUGGACACCUCAGGAGCCUCCGCCGUAGCGUCAAAGGCCGGUAACGACACGCUGUUUGCCCGCUUCACCGGCGACCGAGUCCGGACAAAGAAAAGAGACUUGUGCGCUAACGAUAGCUGGCUCCCGGGCUAAUGCAGGCCAUAAAGUGUGUCGUUGUCGGAGACGGAGCUGUGGGUAAGACAUGCCUGCUCAUCAGCUACACCACCAAUGCCUUUCCUGGAGAGUACAUCCCCACAGUGUUCGACAACUACUCCGCCAAUGUUAUGGUGGACGGGAAGCCGGUGAACCUGGGCCUUUGGGAUACAGCAGGACAGGAAGACUACGACAGACUCCGCCCACUUUCAUACCCACAGACGGAUGUGUUUCUCAUCUGCUUUUCGCUCGUGAGUCCGGCCUCGUUUGAAAACGUCCGUGCCAAGUGGUACCCUGAGGUGAGACACCAUUGUCCCAACACUCCCAUCAUCCUGGUGGGUACCAAGCUGGAUCUGAGAGAUGACAAGGACACAAUGGAGAAGCUGAAGGAGAAGAAACUCUCUCCUAUCACAUAUCCCCAAGGAUUGGCGAUGGCCAAAGAGAUUGGAUCCGUCAAGUACCUGGAGUGCUCAGCCCUGACUCAGCGUGGCCUUAAAACUGUGUUCGACGAGGCCAUCCGGGCCGUCCUCUGCCCUCCGCCCGUCAAGAAGAAGGGGAAGAAGUGCUCUCUCCUCUAAGACUUCCUCCACUGGAAUGGUUACAGGGGAACAUGACCGCUAAGUGGUGAGGGUGGCUAAAGAUCGCAGGAGAAACGCACCAGUAUACACACAACACAAAAACAAAAAAAACAAAUGUACUUCAGAUUCUUUCCUUCCAUACGUGUAGCUACGGCAGUUAUACCAACCGUUUCCAUGCAAAAUUUGACAUAGGGGUCAGAUUUAGGAGAAAGGGUUGGAAGAUCAUAGACCCUAGUUCUUUCCCAACAACGUAUACUGUAUCGACAAGUGAAAUGAAAUUCUCGAGGCCUUCUUAAAAUGGAUUGGAUGUUUUUUGUAAAAAAAGAAAAAAGCACCGUGGAAUGUUUUCAAUUUGUUCUUCCACUGGUUGUCCGCCUAUUUUUAUUUUGUUUACAGUCUUGUUUGUUUUGAGUGGGAGAAAUAUUGCCAAAUACAUCCUGCAGACGUGCUGUAUUCUGUCGUCUCGAACCUUUUAAACCUUCAAAAAAAAAAAAUAUAUAUAUAUAUAUUCAGCGGACAAUUCGCUGCUGUCGUGUGCCGCUGUUUGUUCAGCUCUACGAUCAAUGGCAUUUAGCGAGGGCAAGUCGUGUGCCGUCGCUUUACCAUCAACUACCAUCUGUGAAGUUCCUUCUUUGUUUCUUUUUUUUUUGCCUCAAAUUAGUUAGCUGUUUUCAUGUUAAAUCAUUCUCGUGUAUCAAAUGAUGCCUGAGACUUACAGAAAAUCCAGACUGGGAACAGAUCUUCCGACACCAACAGUGCUAUUACACCCUUAAAAAAGUUUUUUUUUGAAUGAUUCAGUAUUUUUGUGUUUGGCUCCAAUCGGACCUGUCAGGUUUAUGUUUUGUUUGUUUUUUUUCAUUUUUAUUAUUUCCCCCUAGAAGUGUCUCAACUGUGUAGCUGCCCAGGAGUGCAACGCUGAAAACUUUAUUAGAUAUCGGAUUAGAACUGUUUAGGUGUUUUGGUGGUGGGGAACAAGAGCACCUUUAAUGCUCUGUGGGCAUUUAUCAGAAACCUUUUUGUGCAGCACAUUUGAUUUAUUUUUUAAUAGCAUCACUACUGGCUAAGCAACGUCAGAGCAUUAAUGCCUGCUAAUAACAGUAACAAAGCUACUGUCGGUUAUGGUGUAGUAUACAGUGUACUCAUCUUUUUGUUAUAAUCAUGUGAUUUGACUAUUUUGUAUCUUUCUUCACAGAAGUUACACUUCACUCACUCACUGUAUUGUUAAACUAACACUAUGAAUAUCCUUUGUUUAUUACCUCUACAGUUAACGCUACCUUAAUCUCCCUACAAGCCUAGCUUUUUGUAAUUAAUGCUGAUAGCAUGUAUGUGCAACAUAUACUGAAAACUUAAGAUUAGAAUUGCUACAGUUAUAUUUUUUGCCUAUUUACGAAAUGUAUUUGAACUACUAGAUCAGGGGUUAAGUACAUGUUGCUCAUCUGUAUUGUAUUCAGACAUCAAGCUGUGCUUUAAUUCAAGCCAAUGUUGUGACUCUUUAGUUUUAUGGAUAAAAAGCUAUUGUCACUUUUUGAAAAAGCCAAUAAAUUCAAGUAAAACAGA
Larimichthys crocea (large yellow croaker) is the source of this 2459-nucleotide messenger RNA. It is a transcript of the gene rac1b, whose product is annotated as Rac family small GTPase 1b. Gene Ontology annotation, biological process: small GTPase-mediated signal transduction. NCBI's taxonomy places the organism in Eukaryota, Metazoa, Chordata, Actinopteri, Sciaenidae. Gene Ontology annotation, molecular function: GTPase activity; GTP binding. The transcript has 6 exons. Bases 324 to 902 code for a protein of 192 amino acids. The record is from RefSeq and is a predicted model, not a curated record.